This is a messenger RNA of Aspergillus saccharolyticus JOP 1030-1, 1589 nucleotides long. Its product is annotated as putative G-patch domain protein. Gene Ontology annotation, cellular component: kinetochore. The record is from RefSeq and is a predicted model, not a curated record. The transcript has 2 exons. Bases 471 to 1538 code for a protein of 355 amino acids. Gene Ontology annotation, molecular function: nucleic acid binding. Lineage: Eukaryota; Fungi; Ascomycota; Eurotiomycetes; Eurotiales; Aspergillaceae.
AUGCUGCGGUAUUCGAAGAUCCAAUUGAAGCCUGCCAGCGAAGAAGGGCGGUCUAAGCAGUCAACUCUGGCCAUACUCCGUACUUGUACAUUAUUUGAGUGACGGGAUGACUGUGCUGGUUGUUUAGAUAAAGGUGGGGAGAGAGAUGUGGCGGAGACCCGAAUAGGAAGCAAGACCAGACCGGGCGGGCGGCUUGAGGGAAAAUUCCGCCCCUCCGCACCUGCUCAACUGCUUCCCCGCAGCGAUCUUCCCUGCUUGUUCCAUCUUCCCCAUCCUCCUCCUUUUCCUCUAUCAAUCCGGCUGAUUCGCUCUGAAUGUGUGUUUGUUACUCCAUCUGACGUGGUUAGCGUCUUUCUAGUCAACCGAGGCGUGAUCUCGAAUCGGACGUUUUUGAUUUAACGACACCUAGUCCGUAGUUCUGGCCCCGAUCCUGUCCUGUCGCCGGGAGUUGGCCCUCCCCCGCACGCGCAAUGCUUGAGCCAGACGGAGAAGAAGAUGAUUACAUGUCCAUGGUGAUUGAGGAACCACAGCAAAAGGAAACCUUUACACAAAAGAAGCGUCGACAACAACGUGAAGCUGAAGCGCGCGCCAAAGUACCUUCGAAAGCCGAACGCGCCGCAGACGAGGCAGCCCGUCGCGAUGCAGCCCUUGCUACUAGUGCACUGAAUCCUUCUAAUAAAGGCUUCCAGAUGAUGGCCAAAUUGGGCUUCAAACCUGGACAGAGCUUAGGAAAGCCUGUAUCGUCCCAGAAAACGGAUUUGGAUGAUCCCAAGAUUGGACUCCAAACUGAGCCCCUUAAUCUAGUGAUCAAAGAGGAUAGAGGCGGAAUUGGGCUAGAUAGUGAACGGAAGCGCAAAUUCCUUGAAGAAGCUGGGCAUAUUGCCAAGAAAGUGAAAGAGGAUGAGGGUGAAUAUCGCGAUCGGGUACGGCUUGAGCGGGAGACGCGCCGGAUAGAGGCGCAGGUGCAUGCUGCGCAAAAGGUUGCUGAGCGUUUGGAUGUCGAGACGGAGACAGCUGAGGAGUCUCCCUCCAGCGCAACAAAAGGGAUGUCGCCCAGCACACAGACUGUUGAUGGGGAAAGGGAUGGAUCACCGUGGGAUGACACGCUCAACCAGCCUGUAACAAGAAAAUCCAAGAUUAGAGUCAAGCCCACUACUCAGAUCAAUGUUCUCUAUCGCGGGCUGAUUCGUGAACGUGAGGAAAAAGAACGCGAUCUUCAGGCGCGUCAUAUGCUUCAGACAUCACUCCCAUCGUCAUUUUUCCCCAACCCACGCUUACCGGGCCACAAUGAUUCGACACUGGAUCGAGACGAGGAAGCCGUCGGGGGGCAACGAGAACUAUCAAUGGUUCUCGAACAAGAACUUGAAGAAGAGGAUCCCGAGCUGGAUGAUUUCAAUGCGCUCAGUCCAAGCGAACAGCUGUCUCGACUAGUACACUAUUUACGCGACCAACAUCACUACUGUUUCUGGUGCAAGUAUCGAUACGAAAAUGCCAAAAUGGAAGGAUGUCCCGGAGUGAUAGAAGAGGACCACGAUUAAUGACAGAGAACUAAGCUAUACAUAAAGGAUAUAUCAAUGUCCUUGCCCUGU